Messenger RNA from Candida tropicalis MYA-3404, 1878 nucleotides. RefSeq lists its product as uncharacterized. Gene Ontology annotation, cellular component: Rvs161p-Rvs167p complex; medial cortex; mating projection tip. NCBI's taxonomy places the organism in Eukaryota, Fungi, Ascomycota, Pichiomycetes, Serinales, Debaryomycetaceae. Bases 1 to 1878 code for a protein of 625 amino acids. The record is from RefSeq and is a predicted model, not a curated record. Gene Ontology annotation, molecular function: protein binding; lipid binding. The transcript has a single exon. Gene Ontology annotation, biological process: plasma membrane tubulation; endocytosis; actin cortical patch localization.
AUGGUGGCCGACAAUUUGAAAAAUAACAUCACUCAAUUCGGAUCAAGUAUUGGAACUCACAUUAAAGAUGGCUAUAAAUAUACUGGGAAUGAAUUAACGCAUUUGUCUUACAACAUCAAGGAUACUGUUACUUUCCAUAAACGAGACUAUGAUAAAGACGAUGAACUACUUCAAGUGUACAAGCAUGAUAUUAAACAAGCAAUUUCGGGAUUGAAAUAUAUUGUGUCACAAACUCACCAUUUGGCAAAGAGCUUUUUACCCCAUGUCCUAUCUACAAACAUAAAGAUUGUCAAGAAUUUUAUUUCUUUAAUUGGUCCUAACUCCUUGUAUUUUAAGGAUAUUAAUAAAUAUUUCGAAGCUUUUGAUGAAUGGCAAGCGACUCAAGAAAUCCCCCAUAUUCAUCCGAAGGAAAUGCAAUUUUUGAAUGAUACCAUUAAUGAAGAGUUGUAUAAUUAUUUAAUAACAGUUGAAAACUUAAAAAUAGAAUUGGAAUCAGAAUGGGAAGUUCAUGAUGAAUCUACAAAGUUAAGAAUUGGCGAAAUGGUCAAAUACUUGAAGAAAUCAUUGAAAUUACUUCUGAAGAGGGAAAGACAUAGAACUGACCAGGACCACUUACAUCGUAAAAUUGAAAAAAUAAAUCAAAAAACCACCCCAUUGGAUGAGAAAGAACAAAGAAAACUUGACAAGUUACAAGAAGAGUCUGAGCAAGAGGAUGAUAAAUUUGAUAAAUUAAACAAAAAAUGCCUUGACUUGUUACCAAAUGUGGUAGCUCUCUUGGAUGAGUUUGUUGAACUGGUCACCAUUUUAUUUUUACAUCAGCAAAUCGAUUUAUAUCAGACUUUACUGAAGUCAUUUGAUCAUUUUGCUGUAUUUUAUGGUAUGUUAAAAACGGAGGAUAUUUCAUAUCAACAGAUUAUAGAUCAAUGGGAGGCAAACAGCACCACAACUCGAUUGCAAAUUGAAUCAUUCAUCACAAUUAUCCACAACAAAAACCCAGAGUUACUUGACCAAGAAAUCGAUGAUGAAGAUAAACUGCUGAAGUAUUACAAAUUCUGGCGCAAUAUGAACAACAAGGUUAUUGAGAAAAGACACCCGAUUAAACCAAAGAAUGCGCAAAGUGGGAUUUUUAAUGAUACUUUGGAGAUAGAUCCUAUAGUGGCAUUCAAGGAAUACAAUGAUCCUACGGCAAAUGUUUCUGAAACUUAUCAUCCACACAAAAUGGUUUCUCGAGAGAUUCCAAAUCCAGUUGUACAUCCUGGCACACCUCCAUCAUUACCACCAAGAUCAAAUAUUUCACAAAUACCUGUGAUGAAACCAGCACCUCCAAUUGCCACGCCUAUGUAUUCAAUUGAUACAGAUAGUUCCUUGGAUUCCCUUUCCCUUGACGAUUAUGAAGUGGAAGAUGAAUCAUCAGAUUCUUCUGCUGCUACUUCGAUAACCGAAAGCGCUAUAUCAAGCUUUACUUCAUAUUCAAACCAUGAAACAUCAGAUGCAAAAUUGAGGAAAUUGUACAAUGGAUGCAAGAAUGACAUUAAAGUGACUCCUAUUACAAGUAAAGAUUUAGGAUUGGGUUUUGCCCAAGUACCAGUGAACCAGCCUAUGAGUUUGAGUUAUAAAUUGGACAUGAUGCAAAGCUUUUUUAACAAAUUGGAUAUUCAUAAUGGUGAAAAGAUUAUCAAAAUUGCUAAUCAUGAUUUUUCUGGUUUAGAACCAGGUGAUUUGUCGUUCAAACAGGGUGACAAGAUUGAGGUGCUUUUAGAUUUCCAGAAUAUUGAUACAUUAUAUAAUUCAGAUGGUGCUAACUGGGUUGUUGGGUUAUCAAGAGUUGAUGAAAACAAUUAUAGAGUAGGGUUCGUACCCAAUAAUUAUAUCGAAUAG